AAUUCACUUCCAACGGUACCCUGGUUGAAGAAAGACAAACGGAUGACGUGAAGCCGGAAGUGGUACGUGACGUAUCGUUGGACAUGGGCUACAGCAGUGUAUCGGCUGAUGCGGUGAUGACGGUGACCAACGGGUCGCCGGUGUUGCAGAACGAUUCAUACUUUACGGCUGCGGCGUUGAGCAGGGUCGAUAAGUCGGUGAGCAGAACUGAAGCCGAGGAGAAAACGUCAGAGAAGGCGAAUGAACCGGAAACGCUAUCUGUCAAACACAAGGCGGAGAUGACUUCACACAAGAAUCCGAGCUUCAUCGACGAUGAAUGCCUUACCGCGUCGACCAUC
Molecule: messenger RNA, 338 nt
Organism: Soboliphyme baturini
Lineage: Eukaryota; Metazoa; Nematoda; Enoplea; Dioctophymatida; Soboliphymatidae
Source: the annotation of a GenBank genome assembly